UAUGGACUUAGUUUACUGAUUUGCUUCAGCCAUGGCUGGCCCGAUGCCGAAACAGGACAGCACGCACCAGGACCCUGAGAAGCCGAAGAAGGCUUCUAAGCGCCACCUUGCGCUUGGUGUGGGGACGUUGCUGGCACUAAUUGCUGCUUAUGUUUAUAAACAGGGUGGCAAAGAGGAACUGCUGAAUGUCAUCCGGGAAACGCUUCUUUCGCUGCAAUCCCUGCGCAACUAUGGUGCUUUGGGUUGGGUGAUUUUUGUGGUUGUGUUUAUUGCCCAACUCACAGUUUGUCUGCCUGGCACUAUGGUUGUGGACGUGGCACUUGGAAAUAUCUAUGGUGCAGUCUUGGGGACGGCAGCCAGCGUGCUGGCAAAGACAAUAAGUGCACUGGUGUCACUCUUCUUGGGCCGCUUGUUUGGACAGGCCUUAGGCUUGGAGUUUCCUGCCGCCUUGCAGCGGCACAUGGCCGCUGUGCAGAAGCGACCAUUGAAAGCACUUUUUCUGGCAAGGCUGGCUCCAAUCUCCACGGGCGUGAAGAACUACGCUCUAUCCUUGCUCCCACCGGAGGAUGUGCCGCUACUGCCGUACACGUUGGCAGUCCUGGCGGCAAACCUCAUUGUCACCACUGGCGUUUGCAUUCUUGGAGCUGGGGCAGAUAACCUUGUGGAUGCCCUGGACCAAGUGAUGAGCUCUUCGCACUGAGCUCCUCUGCAGCCUGCUGCCGGUUUUGUUAAGACCAUUGUUACUAGUAGCUUCUAGCUACUUAGUAAUGCCCUUGUUACUAGUAGCAAUGCCUUUGUUUGUAGUAGUAGUUACAUGUUGCAUCAUGUUGUACCGCUUGCAUCCGUUUGCAGAAUUCUGGUGUUUUUGAUUUGAAGCAGCCAAGACUUCCGCUCGUCCCGAGGACCAGAAAAGCUCAGAAGCGAAAGCAAAAAGUCAGCGAUGCUUGAGCGCAUCACUGCCGCAUCACCCUCGUUUUAACGCCCCAAGUAAGAUGUAUAUGCAGUCAUGAAGCAUGGCGGCAUAGAUUUGUGACAACAAACGUUAACGCCAAAUUCACCAAGUCUAGUUUAUAUUUGCGCAUAACAUAACAUCCUGUUGUUUCUCAAGAUAUGCAAAGAAAAACCCUUGCAAGGCGUUGCGCGCCUCCUUCAGCUGAGCUCCAAGCGUUUAUGCUUACGCUUAGAAGGUGUUGGGCU
This is a messenger RNA of Durusdinium trenchii, 1197 nucleotides long. NCBI's taxonomy places the organism in Eukaryota, Dinophyceae, Suessiales, Symbiodiniaceae. The record is from the annotation of a GenBank genome assembly.